CCUUUUUCAUAUAUAUAGUACACUUAUUAUAUGUAUAUUUUGCCCUUCUCCCCCUUUGCCCCGCAGCUGGCAGCUGACGUCCAUCUGCGAUGUUUUGAAUACAUACAACACAGACGCGCACUCGUACGCGUGUGUGUGUGUGUGUAUGCGUGUGCUUACUGGCUUCUGCUCGGCUCGGCACUCGCUGCGUGUGUUUAUCAAAAAUUUUCGGCUUAUCGAACGCGCACGGCCAUUAUAUUAUCGACGUGAUAUCUUUUUCGCGCGGUGCUGGAUCGUUUCGACAUGGGCCAAUAAUUACCCGCACGCGGCUUUUACGAGCAGGUGUCAUGAGACUCGAUGAAAAGUGCCCUAUCCUCGCCUGCCUAUACAUUGUUUUUAUCAUUGAGAUUGACAGGUCAGCGCGGCGUUCCUUCGGCGAUACUCGCAAAAAUUAAAGUAGAAAAUCAAAAAUGUCAAAACGCUGGGGAACCAAUUAUGCCAUCACUGAGCAUCGGGAUGUCCAGGCCAAUACCAUGGCGCUCGACGUUACCGGUACUCAUGUGCUUUUGGCUGGGCGCAGAUACUUGGCUGUGAAACGUUUGGAUCAAGAAUCAGAUUCUCUGAAAAAGUUCCAGCGACAGAGCAAGUAUGAAGUUGGCUCUGCUGAAUGGAAUCCAACCAUGGCGAAUAGUCAUUUGUGUGCAAUUUCUAGUAACAAUCGAGUUGAAAUAUUGAGUUUCAUGGGCAACAGCGGUAAUGAUCUUCAGCCUACGCACAAUCUGAAAGCUCAUACCAGAGUUGUCAGUGACUUGAAUUGGCAUCCUAAAGAUCCUGAUAUUCUUGCCACAUGCAGCAUCGAUACUUACAUACAUAUUUGGGAUAUCAGAGAUCAGAGAAAACCGAGUCUUUCGUUGUCAGCUGUAGCUGGUGCAUCUCAAGUCAGGUGGAAUGCAUUAGCCCCCAACAUGAUUGCAACUGCUCACGAUGGCGAUGUAAAGAUAUGGGACCAAAGAAAAGGAAAUAGUCCAGUGCAAUAUAUUGCAGCACACUUGACCAAAAUAUAUGGAUUAGAUUGGUGCCCUUUUCAACAAAGCCAGCUUGCGACCUCUAGUCAAGAUAGUACAGUUAAAUUUUUUGACACAAGCAACCCAAGAAGAGCUGAAAGUAUACUCACAACCAAUUCACCAGUGUGGAAAGCUCGUUACACACCGUUUGGUGAAGGUUUAGUCACAAUUGUAGUUCCUCAAUUGAGAAGAGGAGAGAAUAGUCUUUUGUUAUGGAAUACAUCCAAUUUAUCAACACCAAUAUACACAUUUGUAGGACACACUGAUGUAGUAUUAGAAUUUCAAUGGAGGCAUCCAAAAUCUCAAAAUAAAGAUUAUGAACUCAUUACAUGGUGUAAAGAUCAGUGCUUAAGAAUCUUUAAAAUUCCACCACUAAUUAUGAAGUUAUGUGGUCAUGGUGAUAUCAAUGAUGCAGAAUAUUCACAAUUGACGGGAGACAACGAUCUCAGGAAUUAUCAAUCAGCUCAGGAGCUAGAAUUACAAGAUUCAACGAACGAGCGAGAAAUAAAUUACGCGGUGAAAAAACCAGAUCAUCUAACGUUAAAUAAUGAUCAUGAAACACCAGUGGAUCCAGAUGUUCAAUCUCCAACUCAACCAAAAACGUUGCAGCAAGAAUUUUCUCUCAUCAACAUGAAUAUUCCCAAUAUCGAGGUGAAUGCUAUGGAUGCAGCUGACAGAAGUUGUACAGUGACAGCUUCAAAUAAAAACUAUAAUGUGGUAUUGAAAGUAAAUUUCCCGGGCAACUAUCCGUACAGUGCCCAGCCAACUUUUCAAUUUCGUCCAGGCACGACGGUGGAUAAUGCCAUUACGACCAAAUUGCACAAAGUAUUGAAACAAACUGCUCAGCACAGAGUGAAAAAAAAUCGAUCUUGUUUGGAACCGUGUUUGAGGCAGCUAAUCACAACUCUGGAUCAAAUGUGCGUGAAAAAUGAAACGGAAGCCGAUCAUCUUGGAUAUCACAUGCAACAAAAUGAAAACUUUUUAAAUUCGAAUAAAAUGAUGUUUUCUGCCUGUCAAGAUCAAGACUCGUGUAUACCGUUUCCAAGAACGUCUGGAGCAAGAUUUUGUGGUGAUGGCUCUCUGGUUUGUUUUGGUCGUUCCUUUUCGGCAAGAAGAGUUUCGCUGAAACCCGAAGGAACGACGACUCCUCGAGCCCUCUCCGCUCUCGGAUCUAGUCUUAAAAAUAGAGGACCAUACAUAUCCAUGUAUUCUAAUGCUUACCCUCAAAGUAACGAAAAUAUUUCUAUUAGUUCUUUCUAUUUCCAAGAUCGGGUACCAAAAAGAGGUACUCAUGGACAAAGCAAAUUGCACGGAAAGUCAUGCUAUAAAAAUCACAGAUCUCUUGUUACUAUAUACGACAUGUCGUCAUUGUCUUUAGUUAAUAGGGAAUUGGCUGAAAAAUAUAUAAUUAACACCAACGACAUUCCAGCAAUGUGCCAACACAAUGCCAAUGUAGCGGCUAGUCAAGAGAGACCAGAUCUGGUGCAAGCUUGGUGUUUGGCGUCGCUCGUCGUUUCUCAAACGCAAAAGAGUCAAGUUACGAAUUCACAGCAAUCGUUGGAUGACAAUAUUCCUUGGCUUUUGCAUCCGUUCGGAAAAAAUUUGAUUCAUUCAUUAAUACAGCAUUACGCUUACCAGUAUGAUAUUCAAAUGGCAGCAAUGUUGUGCUGCACGUUGACAACAAAGAACGAGUCCAACAAUCAGCUAUCGAACGGUCACGUCAGUAGAUCCGUUAACGUCACUAAGCAAAUUGCUGGAAGGUGGUGGACAAAGCCCGGUGGGUCACCCUACCACACGGUUCAUCCAGCCGAUAUGAAGGACUUUAAUUACGCCACGCUGAAGCAGAACCGAUCGAACUCGAUGUCCGAUUUGUCGAACGGCCUUCAAGUGCCGGACACGUGUUCUCAAGCGUCUGACGCGCACAGCGAGCACUCGCGCAUUGUCAAAAAAAUGGAUGAAAAGAAUACGCCUUUGUAUAAUGCCUACAAAAAAGCCUACGCAGGAAUACUCUGGAGAUGGAGACUGCUGGACUCGCGCGCUCAAGUGCUGAAGCAGCUCAGCCGAAUUCCCUACGACGUCGAGAGGGAAAGGACCGUUGGCUUUUUGAGCGGAUGCAUGAACUGUCAGAAGGCCUCCAACGGGCCCCAAUGCCUGUCGUGCAAACGAUUCAUACUCAAGUGCUCGAUAUGCCACAUUUCUGUCAGAGGCUCCAGCAAUGUGUGCAGCCAAUGCGGCCACGGCGGUCACACCAAUCACGUAGCAGCUUGGUUCAGCAAAGAGACGGUCUGCCCGGUUGGCUGUGGCUGCUUCUGCGUUCAAAACAACAUGAUGUACAAUCCGGAGGAUUUCGAAGAUUAGAGAUUAUUAUGAAGUUUAUCGAGCGUUCUCUUACGGAUUCUUUCCGUAAGUCCGUGUAAUUAUGUAACGAAUGUGAACAGUUUCAAAGUGUUAUAUGUAUAUUUUACGAUGUUUGUAGAAAGUUGCCUGUUGAGACGAGUAAAGACUUUUAUAUUUUUAAUAAUCAGAAA
Messenger RNA from Trichogramma pretiosum, 3571 nucleotides. It is a transcript of the gene Wdr59, whose product is annotated as GATOR complex protein WDR59. NCBI's taxonomy places the organism in Eukaryota, Metazoa, Arthropoda, Insecta, Hymenoptera, Trichogrammatidae. The transcript is spliced from 19 exons. Bases 450 to 3401 code for a protein of 983 amino acids. The record is from RefSeq and is a predicted model, not a curated record. Gene Ontology annotation, molecular function: protein binding.